Aspergillus campestris IBT 28561 is the source of this 1353-nucleotide messenger RNA. Its product is annotated as folliculin domain-containing protein. The record is from RefSeq and is a predicted model, not a curated record. Bases 1 to 1353 code for a protein of 450 amino acids. The transcript has 2 exons. Gene Ontology annotation, cellular component: cytosol. Gene Ontology annotation, molecular function: GTPase activator activity. Gene Ontology annotation, biological process: positive regulation of GTPase activity; positive regulation of TORC1 signaling. NCBI's taxonomy places the organism in Eukaryota, Fungi, Ascomycota, Eurotiomycetes, Eurotiales, Aspergillaceae.
AUGCAGCUCUCUUUGACGCAUUUCUGCGAGGUCCAUGGUCCCACCUCGAUCAUCUGCUCGCAGGUCCUCCCCUUCUCCUGCACCCAAUGUCACCCCGACAAAUCCGAUUUCUCCCCCGAUGAUACACCGGCCACGUCCCACGACACUGCUUCCUUCCACGGUCCAUCGAACCUCCCCAAUGGGAAGAACACGGCCCCGACGAGGCCCUCCGACCGUCCCGCCGACCUGAGCCAUCCGUGUCCCAAAAUCGAAGACCACCCCUACUUCGUCAGAGCCCAGUCCAACCCCCUGGACAAUACCACCCGAUCGGGUCCCCUCAGUGGCGCCGACGGCGACACCUGCGCCAGUUGUAGCUUGACCUUGCCCGAGGAUGUGAGCAAGCAACUGCCCCCGGGGGCCCCGGGUACCGCCAAGGGGGAUGGCAAGGGGAGGAACGGUAGUCCCGUCUUGCGCUCCCGCGAGGUCGUCUACUCCUGUGGCGCCAACCAUCACGCUGACGUCGACGACACUGCGCGCGAUCCGCACGCGCACCCUUCCUUGCCCGAUUCCGUCCAUUCCUCCUCGGUGGCGUCCGAUGCCUCGUGUCACACCCAUAUCCUCACCUACCUGUCCCUCCGCGGGCCCCCGAACCCCGCCGACUACGCGCUGCUGCGUCGCUCCUCCAUCCGCACGCUCAGCUGCGAGUUGCUCCCGCGCGGUCUCUCGUCCGGACCGCUCUGUUUCGGCGACUCGACCGCCGGCUACACCGUCGCCUACAUCUUCCGUCUCCCGGACCCCAUGGCGCGCGGCAAACGGCGCAGCUAUGCCUUGGUCGCCUUGGCCGGCAAAGACGCAGGCCGCGCGUUUCGCGCCUGCCCCGUCAUCUGGCGCGCCUUCGGUCGCAUCGCCACCGGCAUCGUCCACUCCGCCGAGCGAUUCCAGGAGGCCGAGAAGACUCGCGAGGAGCAGAAUACGAGCCCCAAUCGACCGGGGAACCGGCCCUACACCCCUGUGUCCUCCUUCCUCACCGGACGCGCCCUCGACCCCGUCGGCCAGGCCCGUCGACCGGGCCAGGUGCGGGCCCGCAAUCUCUCCGAGAUCGUCGGCAACCCCUCCAUCUUCGCCGAAAUCCAUGCGCAUUUCGUCGCCCUCCUGCAACAGCUGGGCAACAUGUUUGGCGCCGUCCCCGUUUCCGAAGAACGCUUCGUCUGCAGUACGGUGCAGGAAGCGGGCGGCAGUGCGUCCCGCCGGGGGUCAUUGCUACCCGGCGACAAGGAGCAGUCGACGGACGGCGACCUGGGGAUGUCCGGUUUAGAAAUCUCCUCCGGACCCAAGCCUAUUCCCAUUGCGCCCCGCCGUCCGGUCAUUGCCUAG